Molecule: messenger RNA, 1252 nt
Organism: Priapulus caudatus
Lineage: Eukaryota; Metazoa; Priapulida; Priapulimorpha; Priapulimorphida; Priapulidae
Product: metaxin-2-like
Exons: 8
Coding region: 72-842 (256 amino acids)
Biological process (GO): mitochondrion organization
Cellular component (GO): SAM complex
Source: RefSeq, a predicted model, not a curated record
UCAAAGAUGUCAGCGCCCAUCAGUGGCAUCUAAGUUUCAAUAACAAAUUGUGUGUACAACUAUAAGGCAAAAUGUCAAUAUUGACAGAAUCUAUUGAAAUUGAGCUAGGAGCAUCAGAACCCUGGCCAAGAGAUGCACAGCUGUAUGAACCACUUGAGACUCAAAUGUUGCUUCCUGACAUAGUGAGAUGUCGUGCCGUAGAAGCGUUUCUCAACAUGUGUCACUUGGAUUUUGAGGUUGUACACCGUAAGAAUGCGGAGGACAUGUCACCAUCUGGUAUGGUGCCAUUUGUGAGGUGCGGUGCAUUCAUUAUUUCGGAGCUGGAGCCGAUUGUUGGAUUCUGUGGAACGAAGGGUCAUGCAUUGACUGAAGACCUUUCACCUAGGGACGUGGCAGACAUGAGAGCAUACAUGGCUCUUCUCGAGAACACCUUCGGUAAUGCUGAGCUGUACAUGUGUUGGAUGGAGGAUACUGUCUACCAGCAGUUCACUAGACCUAGUCAUGAGUCGAUCUACCCAUGGCCAUUGGGCCAGCUGCUCACCAUUCAAAAGCAAAGGCACACCUGCCAGAAACUGAAAUCUCUCGACUGGGCAGAAAAAUCUACACUAGAGGUAAUAGAAGAUGUCACGGAAGCUUGUCAGGCCAUUUCCGAAAAACUUGCACGCAAAGACUUCUUCUGUGGUGAAACUCCGACCGAGUUGGAUGCUCUUGCUUAUGCCCAUCUUCACACUAUGCUGACAGUCAAAUUCUCGGACGACAGGUUGGCGGAGGCUGUGAAACAGCAUGAAAACCUUGUGAAAUUCGUAGAGAGAAUCACAGAAACGUUCUUUACUCAACAUUAGGGAAUUGUGCUACAUGUGGAAAACUAAAUUAACGCUCUUUCUCAUACAUGUGGUUUAGACUGUAAAAAUCGAGAAAAUUCAUUGCUCAAGUUUGGUUUUCCAAUGCAUUUCGUGUCAGUGUAAGUGCAGCUGCACUCAGACAAGUUUUUGAAAAUACUAGUCAACAUAACACAUGUUGAACUACAAUGUUACCAUUUAUUCUUGCUCUUACUGUGUGCCACCUAGCAGAAAGAUAAUAAUACUAAAGCUUCAUGGAAAAUUCAGGUUAAUCAUGAUGGAAUGGCCCGCUCUCUCAAUUUUUGGCCACUUGUGCAGUUUCUUGAGAAGCAAUUAUAAAUAUGUUAGCACAUAUUUAAUGAGCCUGUCAUGCAUCUCUCUUGCUAGGAUAAAUAAACUUAUUUUACAAAUUA